Messenger RNA from Chaetomium globosum CBS 148.51, 3750 nucleotides. RefSeq lists its product as uncharacterized. NCBI's taxonomy places the organism in Eukaryota, Fungi, Ascomycota, Sordariomycetes, Sordariales, Chaetomiaceae. The transcript has 3 exons. The coding region runs from base 1 to 3750 and encodes 1249 amino acids. Gene Ontology annotation, cellular component: cytoplasm; fungal-type vacuole membrane. The record is from RefSeq and is a predicted model, not a curated record. Gene Ontology annotation, biological process: endosomal vesicle fusion; vesicle-mediated transport; autophagy.
AUGGCAUCCGACCCGCAGAGGAAGCAGGGCCAGGCAGCACCCCCCGGCGCUCGUCCCUAUGCGUUGCGCCCACUACUCCACGACGUGCCCCUCUCCGCCGACGGCAGCGACGAGGAUAUCAAGAUAAACUGCGUCGAUUAUUAUGACGGCAACCUCUAUGUUGGCACCAGUGCCUCUGAGCUCCUGCACUUUUUCCGCAUCCCUCCCGAUCCAAACGAUCCCAGCAGCCCUUCUACCUUUAUUCUCGCCUCUCGUCUUCCCCCAGUAUACUCCGAGCCCGCGGGUGGCAUCAAUGGCUCACGGCCAGGCGUACAACAGAUCCUCCUUCUACCGCGCGUAGGCAAGGCCUGUGUCCUGUGCAACUGGACCGUCACCUUCUACUCACUCCCCGAGCUGAGUCCCGUGUUUGGCGCCACACAGGUCAGGAAUUGCAAUUGGAUAGGCGGCGUGGACUUAAACGAGGGCGGCGAUGGCGGCAACGAGAAAUCCGCUGGGGUUACCAUCCUCUUGUCGCUGAAUCGCCGGAUACAGGUGGUUAGGAUAGGGGAAGAAGAUGCGCGUGUGCUUCGGAAAAUCGACUUUGCCGGAAGCACGCUCUCGAUACGCAGAGACUCGAUUGCGUGCGUCGCAGAUUCGAGGAAUUAUGCCUUGUUAGAUGUUGACCGCCAACUCAAAAUCCCGCUCAUGACCAUAUCAUCACUCGACAAUUCCCAGCCCGAUGGCGGCUUUGGCCAGACCCAAAACAUCGCGAGCGCUCCGGAUGGGGGGCUGGCUCGGAGCGCGUCGUCAGCGACUACGCGUAGCCCUGCCAACUCUCAAGGCCAUUCUAGGAGCACAAGCCUGGGAAAUUUUAUGGGCAGGCGAAGGAAUGACGGACGGUCCGGAGAUGCAGAGGACCCGGUAUUCCAAUCUUCUGAGGCUCCCUCCCCUUCGCGGAGCCCGGGACCAGCAGACAAGCCCUUGCCCGCGCCCCCACGUGAAUCCGGGGACUUCUUAACAGCUCAAGCAACACCGCCACCUCGGAUAGCAACGCCACCGGUACGGUCAACGCCGUCUCCAAAGCCCGGCUCCGUCUUCCUAAAACCGCACAUUGUAUCGCCUACUACAGAAGAGUUCCUACUUGUCACCGGAACCAGUCCCCUUGAACCAGGCAUUGGCAUAUUCGUGAACCUUGACGGAGACCCAACGCGGCCCACGCUCGAAUUCGAAAGGUACCCCCGUGAGAUCGCCGUUGACGGGGGCUCGGCCGAUCUCUCGUCCUCACUCCCUUCCCCGAGUACUCAGGAGGGCUAUAUUCUUGCGUCAAUGACAAAGGAAUUUGAGGAUGGCUUACAUCACGGUCUGGAGAUUCAGCGCUUUGAUGUGAACGCCGGCGAAGAUGAGCCAGAGAAGUGGUGGUUGGAGUUAGGGGAUGACGGAUCUAAAGAACACACAGCCAGCACCCCUAUUGGUAUCCGGCCAUUACUACAGAAGGAAGAUAUGGUGUUCGAAAACGUCGUCGAGCGUUUAUGUCAGAGGCGUUUUUCGCCCUUCAAGGGGCACCCAGAAACUCCGACCAUGUCUCUCAAGAGCAAUGAUUCUCGGACGGCGCUAUCGCUACAGCGCCUCACCCAGGAACAAGCGCUCUUCGACCGGGAUCCUGAGUCGGACGAUGAGCAGCUACCCCCAGGAUGGGAAACGACGAGGAAUCAGGAAGGGGAAGAAUUUGUACGACGGCUGGCAAAGACGUCGUCGCGCCUAGCUGUCUGGGCUGGUGGCAACAUAUGGUGGGCUGUGCGCAAUCCAUUGCUCACGCAGCUAGACUCUGUGUUAGAGCUAGCAGCUCAUCAAAGCUCUCAAACAACCACAAAUGGCUCGGAUACGAGACAACAGCUUCUUACCCUGCUCAACACCAUAAAGGACCGGGAACCAACAACCGAACUUGAAUUCAUGACACUCGGUUACAUUAAACAGAAGGCAAGCGUCAUGCUUCUAACAACGUUCCUAAGCUCGCCAGCACCGCCAUUCACGGACGCCGAAACGAAGGCAAUGGAGGAGAACCUUGUUGGUGGAGAUCUGGACGCUCGGGUAGUCCUGUCUCUGAUCCCUGCCCUUCGGAACGAACUUGUCAUGAACCGAAGAGGAAUAUGGAUUUAUGGUGGUAUCAAGAGUGUUGUUGAGGGCUACAUUUCAGCUCAGACAGACGGCUUAGACAUACAGGGGAUCAGCUCAUUACCGGCCCACGUCCUUCAAUUCCUGAGACGCUUCCUUUCUGCCUGGAGAAAGAAAAAGGGAUUUGGCAGUAUCCCAGACGAGGUGUUUCGGACCGUGGAUGCGUCCCUACUAUUGGUGCUCUUGGAGCUCGACCAGAGCACGCCGAUAGGUCAGCCCGGAACCCUUGGUUCGGUACGGAAAGACUUGUACGAGCUUGUGGACCAUGGCGUCGACUGCUUCGAUAGAGCGGUGGAUUUACUCGAAACCUACCGUCGCCUCUUUGUCCUCAGCCGUCUCUACCAGCACCGCAAGAUGACAGCAGACGUGCUUGGGACAUGGAGACGUGUUAUCGAGGGAGAAGAAGAUAGGGGCGGCGAGUUAGGUGAUGGCGAGCAGCGUUUAAGGAGCUACCUCUCCAACAUCAGCAACCAAGCGCUGGUCCAAGAAUACGGCCUGUGGCUGGCCAGCCGCAAUCCCAAGCUCGGCGUCCAAGUUUUUACGGAUGAAAAAGGCAAAGCCCCGAAGUUCGAGCACGCCCAGAUAGUCGCCCUCCUCCGGGAAGAGGCCCCAGACGCGGUCAAAUACUACCUCGAACACCUCGUCUUCGGCAAGGGCAACACAGCCUACGUCAACGAGCUCAUCACCUACUACCUCGACAUCGUCAUCACUGACCUGCAAACGUCACCGGCCUCGCGGGAUAACAUCGCCGCCUCCUACGACACCUACCGUGCCCUCCACCCGCCCAAGCCAACCUAUAUCCACUUCCUCACCGACAACGCCCCGCCCAACGAUGAGGUCUGGCAGAGCCGCUUACGCCUCCUCCAACUCCUCGGCGGCGGCCACGAUUACGACGUGAACGCGAUCCGCGCCCGCAUCGACGCUUCACUCGCCGCCCUCCCUCCAUCAUCACCCCCACCCCACCUCAACGGAAACGGAACCGCAACCGGAACCGACAUCCAACCGGCCAAAGAACCGCCCACCACCAACGGCAUCCCCACCACCACCACCACAACAACAACAUCACCACCCCCCCACCAACCCUUCCUCGUCCCCGAAUCCAUCAUCCUCGCCUCCCGCGCCCGCCACCACGCCACCGCCCUCCGCCUCCUCGUGCACCGCCUCGGUGACUACGACACGGCCGUAUCCUACUGCGUGCGCGGCGCAGCCGCCCUCACCCCCGCCACGGGCACGCGACGCCAGCGGCGCGACAGCGGCAGCGACCUGCCGCCGACGUGGGCCGAGCAGACAGCGCUGUUCCGCGCGCUGCUGGGCGAGUUCCUCGCGCUGGACGACCCCCGCGAGCGGCUGGCGCAGACGGGCGCGCUGCUGGAGCGGUUUGGCGGGUGGUUUGAUGUGGUCGAGGUGCUGGAGCUGGUGCCCGAGGAGUGGGCUGUGGAGGUGGUGGGGGGGUUUUUGGUAGCGGCGUUGAGAAGACUGGUCGGCGAGCGCAGGGAGGCGUUGGUGGAGAGGGCGUUGAGUGGGGCGGAGAAUGUGAGGGUGGGGUUUGAGUUUGUGGUGAGGGUUGAGGAGGAGGGGGGCAGGUUUGAGGGGGCGUGA